CUCCUCCUGAUUCCUAAACCUUCCGCCGCCGCCGCCUUGCGCUUGGCUGCGCCGCUGUAGCCGCCCAUCGAGCACGCAUCCCAGCCACCACCGACGCCAUGGGCGGAACGAAGCCCAACACAAAGGCGAGAACCAAUACCCUGACCCCCAGAGCAUCACGCGGCACCGGGAGGAGCCGCGGCCGGGGCAGGGGCAGGGGCGGGGCGGGGAGGCCCGGGGAGAAGCGCAGCCAGGGGCCUCAUCUCCCCAACAAGCUGCGCCGGGAGCUCGAGUCGCUGGGACCUGCCCGCGACCGGGGCUCCGACGACGACGACGACGACGAGGAUGAUGUGGUGGGCGAGGACGUGUACGAGUACGAGGAGGGGGUGCCCGAGGAGGAGGCGCGCAAGAACGACCGCUACGACGCCGUCGCCAAGUACGAGUACGACUUCGACAGCGACGGCUCCAAUGCGGACGAGGAUGUGCCUUCGGAUGAAGGCGAGGAUAUGGAAGAAGACGAUGACGGAGAUGUGGACGAGGAGAAGCAGAUAAGAAUACUCCAGGAAACGACAGGAAUGCCUAGAGAAGCCUUCGAUGGCAAUAGGAAGAAGAAGGAGAAGAAACAGGCACAGGAGCUGCUUUUGCAGCCUGGAGAUGGUCCGGUAACAAUUCAUGAUCUCUUGGAUAAUAUCCAGGAUAAGCCUGGGUAUAGCAAGAUACGUAAGAUGGUCCAGCAGCAGGAGAAAAAGCCAAUGGUCGUGCAGCCCCCACUUCCAAAAGGGCAGAGGGACAAGAUGGACCGUAGUGUGGCAUACGUCCUAUCCAAGAAGGAAAUCGGCAAGUGGGAGCGGAUAGUGAAGGACAACCGGGAAGCUGCCACACUUCGCUUUGAAAAUGAUUUGAACUUAGGUGUUGAUACUGUUGGGGCAAUUGCUAGCAAAUUUGAACCAAGGUCAUCGUUUGAGAAGCAGAUGGCCAGUGUGUUUAACAACACAGAAAUUAUGGAAGCACACAAGAAUGAUGGUGCUAAAAUCUUGGAACUUAACAAGAUGGAGGUGGAGGAUGUGAGAGAGCGCCAAAAUCGUCUUGCUAAAAUGCGCAGCCUUCUGUUUCGUCAUGAAACGAAAGCAAAACGCGUGAAGAAGAUUAAGUCCAGGACUUUCCACCGGUUGUUGAAGAAGGACAAACUGAAGGCAGCAGACUUGGAAGCAGAUCCUGAAGCUGCAAAAGACUCUGCUAAGAAACUAGAAUUUAAGCGUGCAGAGGAAAGGAUGACACUGAAGCACAAGAAUAAUUCGAAAUGGGCAAAGCGAAUCUUGAAGCGUGGUUUGUCUGUUCAAGACGAUGGCACUCGAGAUGCUAUUACAGCACAACUCCAACAACAUGCUCUUCUUACUAGAAAAAUGAAUUCCAUAAAAGAUGGAUCUAGUAGUAGUGAUGAAAGUUCUGAUGACGACGAUGAUGAUGAAGAAGAUGAAAGCAAAUUAGAAGCAAAGCUUCUGAACAGAGGGAAAGAAAAGAUUCGUAAAGUGAUUGAAGAAGAUAAUGAGAUUCCAAAGUCUGGAGUUUUUUCAUUGCCUUUCAUGGAGCGUGCUAUGAAAAAGCGUGCAGAUGCAACUUAUGAGGAAACACGGCUAGAUUAUGAAGAAUUGGAGGAAUCCUUAAGGAAAUUGGAGGAUGACAACACCGAGGAGAAUGUAGAUUCAAUGAAGGUGACAGGUAAAAGAACUUUUGGGCCUGUGAAAAGGGCACAUGAAGAGGCAAACAAGAGGCCAAAAUUAGGUGAUGCUGACAAGAACAGUGACAGUGAGUAUGACUCUGACUCUGGUCAACAUUUCGACAGCAGUGAAGUAAAUAAGAAGGCAGAAUAUGCGAAUAACAAGGCAGAUGAUGUCCAACUUGGGACUGCACUGCUCGACGAUGAACAACAGAAUGAUCUAUACGUUAGCUUUGAUGGUACUAGAAAAAGCCCAGGCCCAAAGACAGACAUUGAAGUUCGAAUGUUAGCGGAUAAUUCGUGGAAGAAGGUCAAAAAUAGCAAAACAAAUGGUGGUAACAAUAUUAAAGAGAGUGGCAAUAACUCCAAAGUGCAGAUCCCUUCUGUGGAUUCAAACCCUAAGCCUCACAAUUCUGAUUCAGAUUCUGAGGAAGAGAUGGUUGACGGUUUCUUGACUGUCUCUGAUGAAAAGGAAACUUAUGAACUUCCAUCGCAAGCUGAUCUUAUACGUCAAGCUUUUGCUGGUGAUGAUGUUGAAGCUGAGUUUGUGAAAGAUAAAGUGGAAGCUUUAAAUGAAGAAAAUCCUGAACCUGAAGAACCUGCACUUGUUCCUGGUUGGGGGCAGUGGACUCAUGUACAACAGAAAAGAGGACUUCCUUCAUGGAUGGUGAAAGAACAUGAAGAUGCCAAAAGGAAGAGGGAAGAAACCUUAAAGAGUAGGAAGGAUGCAAAGCUAAAACACGUUAUUAUUUCUGAACAUGUUGACAAGAAGGCUGAAAAACUUUUAGCAACGAAUCUUCCUUUCCCAUACACCUCAAAUGAUGUGUAUGAAAAUAGCAUGCGUAUGCCUCUUGGACCUGAUUUCAACCCAGCAAUAUCACUCUCUGCUCUUAACCGACCUGCGAUUGUGAAGAAGCCUGGUGUUGUUAUUAAGCCAAUACAGUACGGGGAAAUUGAUCCGCAUGAGAAGCCUGAUGAACUCAAGCGGGUCAUUCAGAGAGUAAAACCGAACCCGAACAUAAAGAAGGCGUCUGCGAAACAAGCGAAGAGGACAGCUUCACAUCGGAGGACUUGAUGAGACAGUAGUACCCAGUUAAUGUGGUGAGAGAUGCGCAUAACAGAAUGCGGACCUGGGUUUUCUUGCCAUGGCUAUUUUCAAACACUUGAGAAGUAUACAAAGAUUCUUCUCAUGGAGUCAAACGACAGCUUUGGUUUGGCUAUUGGAAGCGGGGGUUUUGGGGUGCCAUUGUUCACACACCUGUGCUGUAUUGAGAUUUGAAAUUUUGCAGCUGGUUCCUGCACCAGGGCCGAAAUAUGUUUGUACGCGGGAAGUCGCAAGUUAGUGUAGUGUUUUUUUCUAUGUGGUAUCUAUAUGUAGCACAAAAUUAAAGAGCACCGUUUGCUUCUCGUCUCGUCUGCUCCUAGAUUCAACAGGUCUUUCAUAGUAUGUAUUCUCAAAUCUUAAAGUUCGAAUACCAAUAUUUUCUACCUUUAAUUUA
Messenger RNA from Triticum dicoccoides, 3195 nucleotides. RefSeq lists its product as uncharacterized. Gene Ontology annotation, biological process: rRNA processing. Bases 99 to 2771 code for a protein of 890 amino acids. Gene Ontology annotation, cellular component: nucleolus; small-subunit processome. The record is from RefSeq and is a predicted model, not a curated record. Lineage: Eukaryota; Viridiplantae; Streptophyta; Magnoliopsida; Poales; Poaceae. The transcript is spliced from 11 exons.